AUGGAAGCAAUUCAGUCGUGGGUUUCAAAGCAUAAGCUCGCCACAGUUGGGGGACUGUGGGCCUUUGGAAUUGGAGAAUCACUUGUGGCUUAUUCACGCACAAGGUAUCCAAUGAAGCCAAGUCUUAGGCUUAUCCAUGCUAGAAUACAGGCCCAGACGUUAACACUGGCAGUGCUGUCGGGUGCUGCAGCUUAUCACUACUAUAAGAAUCGUGCUGUUCAGCCGAAACCAUAG
Gastrolobium bilobum is the source of this 234-nucleotide messenger RNA. RefSeq lists its product as uncharacterized. The transcript is spliced from 3 exons. Lineage: Eukaryota; Viridiplantae; Streptophyta; Magnoliopsida; Fabales; Fabaceae. Gene Ontology annotation, biological process: mitochondrial respiratory chain complex IV assembly. Bases 1 to 234 code for a protein of 77 amino acids. The record is from RefSeq and is a predicted model, not a curated record. Gene Ontology annotation, cellular component: mitochondrial inner membrane.